Messenger RNA from Aspergillus lentulus, 1050 nucleotides. Its product is annotated as proteasome inhibitor PI31 family protein. The record is from RefSeq and is a predicted model, not a curated record. Gene Ontology annotation, biological process: proteasome-mediated ubiquitin-dependent protein catabolic process. NCBI's taxonomy places the organism in Eukaryota, Fungi, Ascomycota, Eurotiomycetes, Eurotiales, Aspergillaceae. Gene Ontology annotation, molecular function: endopeptidase inhibitor activity; proteasome binding.
AUGAACACGCUCAACUCUGACAAUGUAUUAGCCCACGCUGCGAGGGCUCUUCGGAAAGACAAUGAGGGUCAGCUUAGCCUCAAAACACCCUACGAGGCUAUUGCGCUCAUCGGUCAUGCAUGUAUGAAGGCAGUCGAUUUCAGGCUUCUCGGAUUGGGAGAGGAGCACACUAUAGAAAGCUCGACUGAAGACCAGACGUUACCCGCAGAAUGGAAUGCUAAUGAUACAUAUGCCUUUCGCUAUGCCCAUUCACAGUCCUCCAUGCAGUUCUUGCUGAAGAUCAGUCGAUUGGGAAAUAAUGCCGUUGUCCUUGCCCUGGCCCUAGGCGAUGACAGAACCUCUUCAUUUGAUCUGCCAGUUAAGGACUACAUAUCCGAGUCUGCCUUUCCUAUCACAUCCGCAGACGACUUGACGAAGACCCUAAGGGAUGUGUUCAUUUCCGAAGCGCGGCUGAAUGACUUAAUUGGGCUGUUCAAAAUGAACGUGAUUCUGAAGCUAGCUCCUGGCUUGUAUAAGGAAGGAUACGAAGAUACCGCUCAAGCCGUACGAGAAAGGCAACAAGAAAGACCACCUCAAUAUGAUCCCUUAAGGGAUGAUACACUGCCUCAGCCUGCACGCCCUUAUCCAUUUGAUGAUCCCCUGGCGGCAGGUCCUCGUCGACCGGCGCCCCCAGGUGAUUUUGCUCCCCCAGGAUUUGAAGACGAAUAUGAGAUCUACAGACCUCCCCGAGGAUAUCCCCAGGGAAAUGGUGGCCGUAAUCCCUUGAGUAUUGGCGAUAGAGAUUUGUAUCCUGCCGGUCUCGGUCCGAAUGACCCUAUUCGAGGAGGCGUCGGCCCUGGUCUUGGAGGGGGAGGUGGUGGCGGAAUGCACCCAACAUUUGACGACCCUUUGUUCGGUGGUCGCCGAGACGGUGGUUACGAUCCGCAAGCACCCCCUGGAUCUCGAUAUGAUCCCGUAGGUCCGGGAGAUGCGCCCUCCGGACGAGGGCGUGGUCCGUUUGGAGGAGGCUCUGGAGGAGGAUUUGGAGGAUUUGGCGGUGACAUCAUUUAG